Orcinus orca (killer whale) is the source of this 1362-nucleotide messenger RNA. RefSeq names its product NADH:ubiquinone oxidoreductase core subunit S7 (gene NDUFS7). The coding region runs from base 517 to 1272 and encodes 251 amino acids. NCBI's taxonomy places the organism in Eukaryota, Metazoa, Chordata, Mammalia, Artiodactyla, Delphinidae. The record is from RefSeq and is a predicted model, not a curated record. Gene Ontology annotation, biological process: mitochondrial respiratory chain complex I assembly; electron transport coupled proton transport; aerobic respiration. Gene Ontology annotation, molecular function: quinone binding; NADH dehydrogenase (ubiquinone) activity; 4 iron, 4 sulfur cluster binding. The transcript has 8 exons.
UGCCUGGAAAGCCGAGGUUUAGUGGCGGAUCUGCCUACUGCUGUGACUUUGAAGGAGUGAGAAGUGGACACGUUCCUUUACACAGGGUUGGCUGCAGCCUCUAUGUCGGGGUUAGGAAACCACUGUUAUUUCUGUUGUUGAAAAGCCUCGGUCUCGCUAAUACUGGUGUGGUUUUGGCUACACUCAGAUUUUAAGGAAAGGCCAAUUUUCAGUAAGACGUUGGUGACAAUAGAGAGGGUAUUUUUCUUUCCCGUGCAAGCUCACCGGUCUGCUGAAUCCUCACCAGCGGCCCCUUGCUAAGAAUGGCUGGUCCAGAGGCUGGAAUCCCCUCACCUUGGAGGUGAAGGGCAUUUACUGUGCUGUGAGAUUACCCAAAGCCCUACAUUUUCAGGUGGGGGAGCUGAGGCUCAAAGAGGAACAGCUUGCACAAGAGUCCGGGGCUGGGCCGUUGGCCUGGACUCCUUGCCCAGCCUUUGAAACCCCGGAACUCCCAGCCCAGGGCUUGGAGCCUCGCUGAUGUCUAUGGCUCCUGGCCUGCUCCGUGGGAUCCUUGCUCUUCGCUCUGGCGUGGGCGCAGCUCUGCAGGUGCGCGGGGUCCAUCCGAGCUUGGCUGCUGACAGCCCGAGCAGCACCCACCCCGCCGUGUCCCAGGCCGGAGCCGUGGUCCCCAAAUCCGCCGCCCUUCCCAGCAGCCGGGGCGAGUAUGUGGUGGCCAAGCUGGAUGACCUCAUCAACUGGGCCCGCCGGAGCUCCCUGUGGCCCAUGACCUUUGGCCUGGCCUGCUGCGCCGUGGAGAUGAUGCAUAUGGCAGCGCCCCGCUACGACAUGGACCGCUUUGGCGUGGUCUUCCGCGCCAGCCCCCGCCAGUCCGACGUGAUGAUCGUGGCUGGGACGCUCACCAACAAGAUGGCCCCCGCGCUCCGCAAGGUCUAUGACCAGAUGCCAGAGCCUCGCUACGUCGUGUCUAUGGGGAGCUGCGCCAACGGAGGUGGCUACUACCACUACUCCUACUCUGUGGUGCGAGGCUGCGACCGUAUUGUGCCCGUGGACAUCUACGUCCCAGGGUCCUCACCGGACGCUGGCGUGGCCUGGGGGUUGGCAGGCAGCCCACAUUGUCCUCCCGGGUACCGAGCCGGGUCACGUGGCGGGAGGGCCAGGGCCAGGGCAGCUCGGCCUGGGAGGGGUAGCCCAGGCCUCCCUCAUCCUGGCUGGGAGGUCGGCCCUGGGGUCAGCAGCUGCCCACCCUGCCCCUCUCUGGCUCCUUUCCCGUGAUGGGCCAAGCCCCCCAGCUCUCUUGGUGCAGAGCCCUGUCUUGCCCCUUCCCAUCCUGGGAAGUGGCCUGGUUGCCCCCACCUGGAGCAG